AUGAAAAUAAGAUAUCCAGAAGAUGUGAUGAAAUUCAUCGGAAAUGAAAGUGUCGUGGAUCAUUUCAAACUCAUCAGUAAAGAUGGCAACAGUCUGCUCGUCGGGGCGAGAAAUAUUGUGUACAAUUUGAGUAUACACGACUUGACGGAGCAGCAACGCCUCGUAUGGCAAUCACCGGAAGAUGAUGUCAAAAUGUGUGUCGUCAAGGGAAAAGAUGAGGAAGCUUGCCAGAAUUACAUACGCAUCAUGGUUGUAACAUCACCGGGACGUCUUUUUGUUUGCGGCACUAACUCAUUCCGACCCAUGUGCAAUACCUACAUUAUCAACGAGAGCAACUACACCCUCGAGGCAACUAAAAACGGUCAGGCCGUUUGUCCGUACGAUCCGCGCCAUAACUCAACAUCAGUGUUAGCUGGUAAGUGUUUAUCUAUGCGCAUAUUUUAUUGA
Molecule: messenger RNA, 447 nt
Organism: Teleopsis dalmanni
Lineage: Eukaryota; Metazoa; Arthropoda; Insecta; Diptera; Diopsidae
Product: semaphorin-1A-like
Exons: 4
Coding region: 1-447 (148 amino acids)
Biological process (GO): negative regulation of axon extension involved in axon guidance; negative chemotaxis; axon guidance
Molecular function (GO): chemorepellent activity; semaphorin receptor binding
Source: RefSeq, a predicted model, not a curated record